Durio zibethinus is the source of this 2152-nucleotide messenger RNA. The record is from RefSeq and is a predicted model, not a curated record. Lineage: Eukaryota; Viridiplantae; Streptophyta; Magnoliopsida; Malvales; Malvaceae.
CUCCAGCUGCUCCUCUGUGAACGUGACAAAAAUGGGAAAUCAAAACGAAGAAGAAUCAGCCUCGACUCAACCAAAUCAAAGACUUGGCUCACUGAGUCACGAUCCCACGCCAACCUCAUCCUAUCAACAAAUCCAGAAAUACGACCGCCCAGAAUCGCCGCCGCAUGAAAGCCACGUGCCACGUCAAUGCCCUAAACGAUCUAAAAACGCCAACCCUUCUCCACCGUCUUUUCCAGCAAUCUUCCCGCUAGAAAUCAUCGUUGAGAUCCUCUCAAAUUUACCCGUCGAAUCCCUCCUCCGUUUCAGGUGCGUUCACAAAUCCUGGAAAUCCCUCAUAACCGACCCUUUCUUCGUAAAAAAACACCUCCAAAAAACCCAAAAUGACACAAAAUUCACUAAAAAACGAGUCUUAAUCAACUCUGGAAACACUCAAUUUCGAACCCAAGCCCAAAGCAGCAUCAAAUCAUGCUCUGUUACCGCCAUAUACAAAGACCAAAUUGUUAAUUCCUCAGAAAUUGAAUAUCCAUCGAAGAAAGCUUCUCUCUUUAAUUUGAUUGUGGGUUAUGUAAUGGCUUAAUUUGCAUUGCUAUCAGACAAGAUACAGUCUUUUUAUUAAACCCGAGUUUAGGGAUUUGUAAAAGAUUGCCUUAUUUAGUUCUUAAGAAAAGGGGGGGCUGUUCUACUGCUUAUGGGUUUGGUUUUGAUGCUUCUGUGGAUGAUUAUAAGGUUGUUAGGGUUUUUCAUUAUCAACGUAAGGGUUUUCGAGAUGGUUAUAAGAAUAUAGUUGGGGUUUAUUCAUUGAGUACUAAUUGUUGGAGGAGGAUUCAGGAUCUUCCAUUUGGCGUUCCUUGUGAUGAGCUUGGGAAAUAUGUGGAUGGGAGGUUGAAUUGGGCUAUUGUUAGUGUACAGGAGAUGGGUUUUUCUUGGAUUAUUGUUUCUCUUGAUUUGGCUCGGGAGACGUAUAUGGAAGUGCUCCAACCGGGUUAUGGAGAUGGGUUGAGUGAAAAGACCUCGGGGAUCUUGGAUGGAUUUCUUUGUGUGCUUUGUAACUAUGGGAGAUUGUAUGCUGAUGUUUGGGUUAUGAGGGAGUUUGGAAAAAGAGAUUCUUGGACUAAGUUGGUUACUGUUCCAUACACGCUCGCGACCGAGCCUGGAUCUGGAUUGUUUUCAACACCCUUGUUUGUAUCAGAAAGUGGUGAAAUCCUGCUGCAUUUAGGGACAAAGUUAAUACUGUACAAUCCUAAAGAGAAGAUGUUUAGGAUUCCUGUGAUUCAUGGAUAUGCUAUUUCUUAUAUUUUAUCAAGCAGAACUCUAUGAGGAGAGCCUUGUUUCGCCAAAACUCUAAUUAAUCUGCAUUGAUAAAUGGUGUCAAUAACUAGCAAUGUGAAAGCACUUUCUUUCCCUCUGCAACAUUAGCCUAAAAAGCUGGGAACUUUCUGUUUACGUACAUAAGUUGUAAUUUCUUAGUCUGUUUAACAUAGGCCUUAAAUAGCCAUUUAGUAAGUUGUAAUGUCUUGCUGUAUCUACAUUAACAGUCACUGAGUGGUCUUGUGUUCUAAAUUCAUGUAUUAUUAACCUGGGACCAGAUCACCUACAAUUAUAUUAUAGUGCAAUUAUCCAAUUAUAAUUCAUCAUUGUGUAAGGUCCCUAAAAAAUUAUGUACAGCUUACACUCUUAAGUGGUGGAUUCCUACAUAAUUAUUUAUUGUAAUUGGCUAAUUGCAGGAUUAUAGUAAAGAGAAUUGUAGGUGAAAUGUUUUUGUAUUAACCUAGUUGUAGCUAAAUUCAAAGUUAGUUCAUAUUGUGUGGAAAAUAUAAUUUAUUUCUCUAUAUAUAUAUAUAUUUUAAGUUCCACGGAGCGUAAAGAAAUUGAUUCAUUCCUUGACGUAUUAAAUAUGAAAAAAGAAAGAUGAGUGUGUUUGGACUUUGGAGUUGUUAGAUGGCUUUGAAAAAUACUUGUCAAUAUGAGGAUAAGUUAUUAGGCUGAAAUUAGGUCUUUUAAGGGAUGAUAAUUUGUUAUUUAUUGGGGAAGAACUUUUCAAACCCAAGCAAAAAUUAUGGUCUCAUCCAUAUUUCAUAUAAUUGAUUGAAUUUGCAGGGGAUUUCCAAGUGCCACUCCUGUAAUUUUAUAUUUAUACCCCCUUCUUUGAAAU